Molecule: messenger RNA, 1785 nt
Organism: Parathielavia appendiculata
Lineage: Eukaryota; Fungi; Ascomycota; Sordariomycetes; Sordariales; Chaetomiaceae
Product: glycoside hydrolase family 47 protein
Exons: 2
Coding region: 1-1785 (594 amino acids)
Biological process (GO): carbohydrate metabolic process; mannose trimming involved in glycoprotein ERAD pathway
Cellular component (GO): endoplasmic reticulum; membrane
Molecular function (GO): mannosyl-oligosaccharide 1,2-alpha-mannosidase activity; calcium ion binding
Source: RefSeq, a predicted model, not a curated record
AUGGCCAUGCUGACAGUCCAGCGGAAGUUCCAACGUCUUACUCUAGUGGCAGCCGUGUUUCUCGCCGCGUAUGUCUUACUCAACCGAACCACCCUUUAUCCCCGGGAUGCUGCACAUUGGCGCAACUGGGAAUACAUGCCGACCAGCUUUGACUGGCGGAACCGCCCGCAAGCGCACCCCGUCAACGAGUCCACCAUGACCCGUCUGCCUGAGGGAAAGCCCCGCCAACUGCUUGCGAUACAGUAUCUGUUCUCACAUGAUGGACUGACCGAGGCACACAACAAAACUCAGAGAGCGCGCCGGGACGCUGUUAGGGCUGCUGCAAGAAGAUCCUGGGCGACUUACCGCAACCAUGCUUGGGGCCGUGAUGAGGUUGCCCCCCAGCAACUCGUCGGGAAAGACACGUUUGCCGGAUGGGGUGCGACGCUUGUGGACUCGUUGGACACCCUAUGGAUUAUGGGCAUGGAGGAGGACUUUAGGGAUGCCGUCCGGCACGUCGCUAGCAUCGACUGGAACAACGCGACGUCUCGGCAAUGCAGCUUGUUCGAGACCAACAUCCGUUAUCUGGGCGGGUUGCUAUCGGCUUACGACCUGAGCCAGGAACGAGUGCUUCUUGACAAGGCAAUUGAGCUGGGCGAUAUGCUCUACGCUGGGUUCGACACGCCGAAUCAUAUGCCUGCCAACAGCUUCCAUUUCAAUUCAGCAAAAGAGGGCAAGCUCGGUGCCAGUCGGCAUGAGGCAUCCGCUGCUGCAGGCUCUCUGUCACUCGAGUUUACGAGGCUCUCCCAGCUGACAGGGGACCCCAAAUACUAUCACGCUAUUGACGGCGUCAAAAAGGCGCUGGAGAGGACACAGAACAAGACCAGCCUCCCCGGCAUGUGGCCCGUCUUCGUUGAUCUUCAAAACGACUUCUUCACCCCCGGCACCUCGUUCUCACUCGGCGCCGCCGCCGACUCGGCAUACGAGUAUCUGUCCAAAAUGCACGCCCUCCUCGGCGGCCUGGAUCCGACCUACGAGAGACUCCACACCAAAGCCAUGGCCACAGCGCAGAAGCACGUCCUCUUCCGCCCUAUGCUACCAGACUUCUCACCCACACCGACCCCCGACAUUCUCUUCUCCGGCACAGUCCUCUCUAACGGCAAGAUCAUUGAGCUCCGCCCGGAGGUCCAGCACCUCGGCUGCUUUGCGGGUGGCAUGUUCGCCCUCGGCGGAAGACUCUUUGGCCGGGAAGACCACGUCAGGAUAGGCGAGCAGCUCGCACGGGGCUGUGCCUGGGCAUACGACUCGUUCCCGACUGGCAUCAUGCCCGAGGUGUCGGUCAUCAUACCCUGCGAGAAAGACGCCGCUCAGAGAGAAGACGAUAACCUGGCCCCUUGCGCGUGGAACGAGACGCGAUGGAUGGAGCACGGCGAGCGUGUUGUACACCUGCCCAAGCCCUUCUCGGCCGUCCUGGAUCCGCGCUACAUGCUCCGGCCCGAGGCGAUCGAGAGCGUGUUCAUCCUGUAUCGCAUCACGGGAAAGACGGACCUGCUGGACACGGCGUGGCGCAUGUUUGAGUCGAUCAAGAAGGCGACUAGGACCAAGUUUGCGCACUCGGCGAUUACCGAUGUGCUGACGACGGGGUAUACCACGAAGACGGAUGAGAUGGAGAGCUUCUGGCUCGCCGAAACGCUCAAGUACUUUUACCUCAUCUUCUCGGAGCCGGAACUCAUUAGCUUGGACGACUAUGUGUUUAAUACGGAGGCGCAUCCGCUGAGGCUGCCCAAGUCGGUCUCGCGUCGGUAG